This is a messenger RNA of Kwoniella shivajii, 1131 nucleotides long. RefSeq lists its product as uncharacterized. Gene Ontology annotation, cellular component: U2-type spliceosomal complex; post-mRNA release spliceosomal complex. The record is from RefSeq and is a predicted model, not a curated record. The transcript has 5 exons. NCBI's taxonomy places the organism in Eukaryota, Fungi, Basidiomycota, Tremellomycetes, Tremellales, Cryptococcaceae. Gene Ontology annotation, biological process: mRNA splicing, via spliceosome. Bases 1 to 1131 code for a protein of 376 amino acids.
AUGCAAGGCCUGAAUCGAUAUAUACCACCGGAUUAUGAUCCGAAGAAGAACUCUACGUUGAAUUCGCAUCAAGGGAAGAAACAUGCUUUGGGAGUCAGAGCUAAAGAUAUUGAUAAAGGUAUAUUAGUUGUUCGUUUCGAACUACCGUUUAAUAUAUGGUGUGGAACAUGUAACGCACAUAUAGGAGCUGGAGUAAGGUACAAUGCCCGAAAACAGAAAGUUGGAAAGUACUAUAGUACACCUAUCUAUGGAUUUAAAUGUAAAUGUCAUUUAUGUGAUGGUUGGUUUGAGAUUCGAACGGAUCCUAAAAACGCAGCGUAUGAAGUUUACGAAGGAGCGAGAAAGAAAGAUGAAGAUUGGAAUCCUGAGGAGAAUGGUGGAUUUGCGGUUCACGAUACCGAAGCACCGUCAGCUUCAGAACCACCUUCUGAUCCUUUCGCAGGAGUUGAAAAGACGAUUGAUCAACAAAAGUGGGCUUCAAAGGGAACGUCAAGAUUAACUGAAUUGACUCGUUCAUCAGAUCGUAUCAAUGGUGAUCCAUAUGUGAUUUCAUCUGCUCUUCGGAGGAAGUUUAGAGAAGAGAAAAAGGUAGCUUUGGACAAACAGAUCAAAGAUGAGAAUAUCAAAGAGAGGUUCGGAUUACAUGAUUCCAUCGAUCUGGAUGCGGAUAAAGUAGAUGCCAAUGGAGAUAAAUCGAGAGAAGCUUGGUUGGCCAUGAGGGAAAAUAGAAAUUUGUCAACUAUUAAUCAAUCGAUAUCCAGUGGAAGUGCAAGCAGAAGUGCAAGUAUAGGCAAUAACACACCUAUGUCAAGAGGCAACGGCAUUGGAAAGGGGAAAGGAAAGGCAAUCGAACAAAUGAAUAGUCCAAGUUUAGUCCAUGUGUUGAUGAAAAAUACAGGAAAGAAAUAUGAUCCUUUCGAUUCAGAUAUCUCAUUCACAUCUUCAAGUGGUGGAGUAGGAACUCCUAUCAAACUCAAUACGGGUAUGGGACUAUUGGAUGGACUGAGAGUGAAAGGGAAGAUUAAAGGAAAUAUCAUAGGCAACCUUACACCGAAACAGAAGGAAAAAGAAGGUCCGUCGCUGAAAUUGGGAUUGGGAGGUGGUUUGUUAGCUGGAUAUGGAAGUGAUUAA